Messenger RNA from Diprion similis, 2485 nucleotides. It is a transcript of the gene Clk, whose product is annotated as circadian locomoter output cycles protein kaput. Gene Ontology annotation, biological process: regulation of transcription by RNA polymerase II; circadian regulation of gene expression. The record is from RefSeq and is a predicted model, not a curated record. Gene Ontology annotation, cellular component: cytoplasm; CLOCK-BMAL transcription complex; nucleus. Lineage: Eukaryota; Metazoa; Arthropoda; Insecta; Hymenoptera; Diprionidae. Gene Ontology annotation, molecular function: RNA polymerase II cis-regulatory region sequence-specific DNA binding; protein dimerization activity; DNA-binding transcription factor activity, RNA polymerase II-specific.
UCCCCCCUCCCAUCCAUCACUUCGCGCGAAUCCCGGGGGUGCGAGAGAUCAUGGCUUGCUUCAUUCGUGGCGGGACCACGUGCCACUCCGAUGACACAAUGGACGACGAUACAGACAACAAAGACGACACGAAGCGGAAGUCGCGGAAUCUGAGCGAGAAGAAACGAAGGGAUCAGUUCAACAUGCUGGUGAACGAGCUGGGGGGCAUGAUCAGUACAAAUGCGACGAAAAUGGACAAAUCCACGGUGCUAAAGUCGACGAUAUCCUUUCUCAAGAAUCACAACGAAAUCGCGCGGAGGUCAAGGGUCCACGAAAUUCAGGAGGACUGGAAGCCGUCGUUUCUUUCAAACGAAGAAUUCACGCAUCUGAUUCUAGGGGCGUUGGACGGUUUCAUAAUUGUACUAUCUUCAAACGGACGCAUAAGCUACGCAUCUCAGAAUGUGACGUCGCUGCUUGGUCACCUUCCAACCGACCUGGCCAACACCUCGAUUUACGACAUUGUCUACCAGGAUGACCACGCCCUUCUCUACAACGUCCUCACGAAUCAAACCGAAGUCCAGGACCAUCGCGAGUGGAGCGAAGAUAAUCAAGUAUCAUUCACGUGUCACGUAAAAAUCGAAGGACUCGACUUUCGGGAAGAACCUGUCUAUGAGGUUGUGCAAUUUGCCGGAUACUUCCGUUCGAACGUGAACGUCGACUUUGAGAUCACAACGAUGGACAACUUCAUCCCGACCGGUCAUCUGGACGGAGUUUUACGCAAUGACACAAAGUUUGUGCUUCUCGAUUACGCAUGUUUCAUAUCACAGCGAGAAUUGCUAAUUUUCGUGGGUACCGGGCAUCUUCAAACUCCCCGAUUGAUUCGCGAAAUGUACAUCGCCGAUGGUGCAAAAUCUGAAUUUACAUCGAGGCACAGUUUGGAGUGGAAAUUCCUUUUCCUUGAUCAUCGGGCUCCACCCAUCAUCGGCUACUUGCCAAUUGAGGUCCUCGGCACCUCGGGGUACGAUUACUACCACGUGGACGAUCUGGACAAGGUUGUCGAGUCCCACGAGGCUUUAAUGCAGAAGGGUGAAGGUACGACGUGUUACUAUCGUUUUCUCACCAAAGGACAGCAAUGGAUCUGGCUUCAGACGAGGAACUACAUCAGUUACAAUCAAUGGAAUUCGAAACCGGAAUUCAUCGUUUGCACUCACAGCGUCGUCAACUACAUCGACGUGAUAAAAAAGUCGAGGAGAAGUUUUGGAAAUUUCAACAAGUCCUGCAGCCAAGAUAUCGACGUACCCGAAUCGCCGACGAAUCACCAACAACCUCGUAUGGCGGCAUCGUCCCAAAGUGGUCUCGCCCCCUCACCGUGGUCCUCGAGAUCCUUGAAGACGUCUCGAUCAGUCGUGGCAACGCCCCAGGCUCAGUGUCAGGGCGGCCCGGGAUCGGACACGACGUCGAUGUCGGACGGAUCGCCGAACUCGAGACACUCGCAUCAGGGCCCGCAGAGCUUAAUGCCCAAAACCGAUUCCCAGUCGACGGUGACGACGCCGACGACGGUCCGGAGAGGGAAUCCGGCCGCACAGCCAGGCGAAAUGAACCCCGCGUGCCUUGAAUUCGUCGACCCGCAUCAGGGCGUAACGGCGAUUCCCGUUCAGCCGAUCAUUACCGGAAGUCCUACAGUCCCGACACCUCCUGCUGGAAUUUCGAUGCUGCAAAUCCCGGAGAUCUUGAACCAGCAUCAGAAUAUAGUGAUGACAUCGACACAGAAGCAAAUGCAGGAUGAGCUGCACAGAAAGCACGAGGAGCUUGAACAACUGAUUGUUCACCAACAGGAAGUACUCACGAGGGCUUACGAGCAGCUUUUGUUCUCCAGAUACGGGAUCAAUUCCUCCUCGAUAAACGUCGGCAUGCCGUGUCCAACUUCCUCGUGUCCUCAGACAACUCGAUGCGUCAGCGCCACUACCGCCGUAGAACAGCGUCCAAUGUCUGCACCGGGGGUUCAAGGCGUCAGCGUAUUUCCGGUAUCGAUACCGUUGUCUGUCCCCGUUGUUCCAUCGGAACUUUUCGUCCAUCCACUUGUCGUAAGUCAGGUACCUGUAGCAGCGCAAGUUGCUCCCUCUCAAUUCGGCGCGACGAGGGUCACGUCCGUUCACCAAACUGGCAGUCUUUCAAACACGACUCAUCACUACCAACAUCAGCAGCAUCAACAUCAGCAGCAACAGCAACAGCAACAGUCCAACGACCAAUCUUCUGCACCAGCACCAUCCGAGGAAAGCACAUCCACGGUUUCUGAGCUUAUACCCUUCCAGGUUGGCCAGCGUUCGGGAAUGCUCUUUUCCCACAUCGGAUCACCCGGGAGCAAUCAGUAAGUUAGUCAUAUUAAUCAGCGAUCAAUCAGUGAUCAGCGGCUACCUUAAGACUGUAUCCUGUGGAUGGAUUCCGCUUACCAAAAAUCGAUGCAGUGUUACCACUGUGUAAUGGAAAUUUGAUUCGAGAGGUUGCU